Messenger RNA from Acanthosepion pharaonis, 810 nucleotides. Lineage: Eukaryota; Metazoa; Mollusca; Cephalopoda; Sepiida; Sepiidae. The record is from the annotation of a GenBank genome assembly.
AUGGUGAAAAAUUCAAUUUAUUAUUAUUUUGAUUUUAACUUCUUUAUAACCGGAAGCACUGUGGAUCAUUAUUCAUUUCAACCUGUGUUUCAAUGUGAUAUAGAUUUUACACUCACUCUAUAUUACUCUCUAUUUACCCCUCCCUGUGGAUUUCACUUACACUCACUCUAUAUUACUCUCUAUUUACCCCUCCCUGUGGAUUUCACUUACACUCACUCUAUAUUACUCUCUAUUUACCCCUCCCUGUGGAUUUCACUUACACUCACUCUAUAUUACUCUCUAUUUAACCCUCCCUGUGGAUUUCACUUACACUCACUCUAUAUUACUCUCUAUUUAACCCUCCCUGUGGAUUUCACUUUCACUCAAUCUAUAUUACUCUCUAUUUACCCCUCCCUGUGGAUUUUACUUUCACUUCUAUAUUACUCAUUUAUCUAUUUUACUCUCUAUUUAACCCUCCCUGUGGAUUUCACUUUCACUCAAUCUAUAUUACUCUCUAUUUACCCCUCCCUGUGGAUUUCACUUUCACUCAAUCUAUAUUACUCUCUCUAUUUACCUCCCCUGUGGAUUUCCACUUUACCUCACCUAUAUUACUCUCUAUUUACCCCUCCCUGUGGAUUUCACUUUCACUCACUCUAUAUUACUCUCUAUUUAACCCUCCCUGUGGAUUUCACUUUCACUCAAUCUAUAUUACUCUCUAUUUACCCCUCCCUGUGGAUUUCACUUACACUCACUCUAUAUUACUUUCUCAUUUAUUACUCUCUCCCCUGUGGAUUUCACUUUCCACUCAAUCUAUUUUACUCUCUAUAUUAA